This is a messenger RNA of Pantherophis guttatus, 1426 nucleotides long. RefSeq names its product olfactory receptor 4Q3-like. The record is from RefSeq and is a predicted model, not a curated record. Gene Ontology annotation, molecular function: olfactory receptor activity; G protein-coupled receptor activity. Gene Ontology annotation, biological process: G protein-coupled receptor signaling pathway. Lineage: Eukaryota; Metazoa; Chordata; Lepidosauria; Squamata; Colubridae. Gene Ontology annotation, cellular component: membrane.
CCUCAGCUCUGAAGAUAUCCUAAUGCAGUUCAGUGCUAGCUCACAAAACCAAAUCUGGGAAGAAGAAGGGGAAGAAUGUCUUGGCCCAAAGAAAUGGACAGUCCUGCCACCUUCAUGAAUGCCUCCAGAGUCACCGAAUUCAUCUUACUGGGUCUCUCCAGGUCUCGGUCCAUUCAGCUCCUUCUGUUUGCCCUGGUCAUGUUGUGCUAUGCUGCCAUUCUGUUUGGCAAUCUUCUCAUUGUACUGACUGUGCGUGUAGAUCCACAUCUUAAAAAACUGCCCAUGUAUUUUUUCUUAUCCAAUUUAUCCAUCAUUGAUACAUCUGUGGGUUCAGUGGUAGUCCCCAAAGUAGCAACAGAUCUGGUCACCUGUGGCAGAACCAUUUCAUUUGGAUGCUGCAUGUCCCAACUCUUUUUCCUACACUUCUUUGGAGGUACAGAGAUGCUCCUCCUAACCCUCAUGGCCUACGAUCGCUAUGUAGCGAUUUGUCAUCCACUGACGUACACAACCACAAUGAACAGACCACGCUGCAUUAGACUCCUGUGUUGGUGUUGGGUUGGAGGCCUCCUCCAUUCUUCCAGCCAGGUGUUCCUGGUCCUACGGCUGCCAUUCUGUGGGCCAAAUAAAGUGGACAAUUUCUUUUGUGAUGUUCCACAGGUAGUCAAAUUGGCUUGUGUUGAUACCCAUGUCACUGAGAUACUCAUGGUGGCCAACAGUGGCUUGCUCUCCCUGGUUUGUUUCGUCAUCUUGCUGAUCUCCUACGGCAUCAUCCUGAGCACGCUUCAAGGCCGCUUCAAGGAGAGUGGAGGGAAGGCUCUGUACACCUGUAGCUCUCACUUGACAGUGGUCAGCCUUUUCUUCCUGCCUUGCCUCUUUGUGUACCUUGUUCCCAUCUUCAGUACCACUCUGGACAAGGUGUCUUCUGUAUUUUAUACCACAAUCACGCCUUUCCUUAAUCCUAUGAUAUAUUCUCUAAGAAAUCGGGAAAUGAAAGAGGCGAUGGGACGGGUGAGGAAGAAAUUAAUGUUUUCCCACUGGUCUCAGAAAGAAGUAGAAGGAUGAGUAGAUUUUUUUUAAAAAAAACAUUGCUUGUUUCAGAUAAUUUUAUUUGGUAUUGUAGUUCCUACUAUUGUAUGUAUAAUGGCAGUGGUAGUGAACUUCAGCACCUCACCUCCCAUCCAUGGCUGCUGAUAUAAGCACAAUCAAACAUAUAAGUCAAUAUUUCCUUUUGGGACAUUGGAGCUCUAGUUUUAGUGGAAACAUGAGUGCUUUACACUUUAUAGAGGCUUUAGCCUUUCAUUGUUCCCUGAAGGUCUUGAGGAGUUAGUCAUAGCAUGUCAUUUAUGGAUUAAAAUGAAAUACUCAAGAACAAAAGAGAUGAAUAAUUCUAAUGAACAAAUAAAGGAAUAUGUUUGACUGCAAAGAA